UCACAUGGAAUCCUCGAAAGCUCUCUUCCUGUGCCGUAGUUGACGUACAGACGCUGGACAGAGUUUCUCUCUCUCUCUCUCUCUCUCUCUCUUUCGAACAGUGGUCGGCGAUGAAAGGCCUGCGAGUCUGAGCAAUCCUAUUGAACGUCAUCGUUCUGGAACUGAGAAAUCCUCUUUAGGCGGAGGUGAACCAUGGUUGACACCUCGAAAGAAGAGCUGUUUCAGCUCAUCAAACGAUUGAGAGAUUUAAUCACGGUCAAGAUGUCAAACUUCAUAUCAAUCUUCUUACAGAACCUGGAUUCACGCUCUAUUGGAGCAGUUGCCGGUCUUGCUCUUGCAAUUUUCUUCACCUGGAGAAUGGUGAGAUUGCCUAGUGGAUCUCAACGAAGGCAACGGAAACGGCCGGCCGCUAUGCCUAGUAAUUCUGGAGUUAGUGCACCUUCUAAUGCUCCGUUAAUUCCUUCUGGAGCUUGUUCCACUUCAGAUGAUGCAAGUGCACAAAAUGUUGUAGAUGAGUUCUUUCAGCCUGUCAAGCCAACAUUGGGGCAAAUAGUUAGGCAGAGGUUAAGUGAAGGAAGGAAGGUUACUUGUCGCCUUCUUGGGGUGAUCCUUGAAGAAAAUAGUCCAGAGGAGCUUCAGAAACAAGCAACAGUAAGGUCUUCUGUGCUGGAAGUAUUGUUGGAGAUAACAAAAUUUUGUGAUCUAUAUCUCAUGGAACGAGUUUUGGAUGAUGAAAGCGAGAAAAGAGUUCUUGUGGCAUUGGAAGAUGCUGGGGUUUUCACUUCUGGCGGUUUGGUCAAGGAUAAGGUCCUCUUCUGCAGCACGGAGAAUGGAAGGUCAUCAUUUGUUCGGCAGUUGGAACCAGAUUGGCACAUUGACACAAAUCCUGAAGUUAUAACUCAAUUAGCCAGGUUUAUCAAGUACCAAGUUCAUGUCUCUCCCGUCAGAAUCGAACGAACUGCUGCAAAUGUGUUCGGUGCCUCAUCCCUGGAACAUUUCUUUGGAUCUAUAUGAGACUUGAACCCCUAAAACACGAAUUUCUCCUGUGUACCUGCGUCUUGAAUUCCAUAGUUACCAUAAAAAUUUUUAGUUUGCCUGGAAAUCUUUGGACACUUGGUAGUUUUCUUCAAGCUUAAUAGGUGCUCACCUAAGGUUGUCAGAUGAGUGGACUACUGUGUAUCUAUAUGACGCUUUUAAAGAGGCUUCUGUUGUGUUUUUUUAACCUAUUGGAUUUGAAAUUUGUGCAUGAGACUGGAUCGCAGACAUUCUUCCCCCUACCCAAGUGUCAAUUGUGUCGACUGUUUGAUAUCUGUAUUUGAUCAAUCACUAAUCAGUCAAAUGGUGUGUCGUUGUGGACAAUCAUUAAUCUUUAGUGGAUAUUGUUACGUCGCUUUGGUGCAGGCGUUUGUACA
Molecule: messenger RNA, 1412 nt
Organism: Prosopis cineraria
Lineage: Eukaryota; Viridiplantae; Streptophyta; Magnoliopsida; Fabales; Fabaceae
Product: peroxisome biogenesis protein 22-like
Exons: 8
Coding region: 193-1014 (273 amino acids)
Biological process (GO): peroxisome organization
Source: RefSeq, a predicted model, not a curated record